This is a messenger RNA of Fonsecaea nubica, 762 nucleotides long. RefSeq lists its product as hypothetical. Gene Ontology annotation, molecular function: metal ion binding. Lineage: Eukaryota; Fungi; Ascomycota; Eurotiomycetes; Chaetothyriales; Herpotrichiellaceae. Bases 1 to 762 code for a protein of 253 amino acids. The transcript has 2 exons. Gene Ontology annotation, biological process: superoxide metabolic process. The record is from RefSeq and is a predicted model, not a curated record.
AUGAUGAAUCUCUUCAGCAUGCUCUUCCCCUUCUUCGUCCUCGUCCUUCCUCUUAUUGCACAAGAGAUGGGCAACCUCACCGACGUUCCAGUCACUCAAAACAACCCCUCCCGCGCAACCUUCCAGGCGAUCCUACAAGCCGGGAAACCUGUCCAAGGGCAGAUUACCGGGGUUUCUAGCGAUAACGGUACUGGCGUCAAUUUCAAUGUCAACUUCUUUGACUUUCCAGAUAUCUCGCAGGGUCCUUUCAAAUACCACAUCCACCAAUACCCCGUGCCUGCGUCAGGAAACUGCACCGCCACAGGUGGCCAUCUCUCGCCCUUUGGCAGACAGGACGACCCUCCCUGCGAUGCCACCGCCCCGUGGACCUGCCAGCCCGGCGACCUCUCCGGCAAACACGGCAAUAUCUCCCAACUGACCUCCUCCACCUCCAGUGACUCCCAAGCCGUCGGCACCUUCCAAGCCAUGUACCUCGACCUGUACGUGAGCACCGAUCCCAGCAACGUGGCGUUCUUCGGGAAUCGCAGUGUGGUCGUGCACAGCGCGAACGGGACGAGGUUGAAUUGCGGGAAUUUCACACAGAUGAGCUCCAGCUCGAGUGGCGGCGGGAAUAACAAUGGGACCAAUACUACGGCGCCGACAACUUUGCCCACGAAUAACGUUGCAGGUGGGGCAGUUGGUGCGGUGAAGUGGGAAUUGGCGAGCGGCGCGGUGUUUGCGGUCGGUGUGUGUCUUAUCUCCUUGAUGGGUGGCUUGAUUUGA